This is a messenger RNA of Funneliformis caledonium, 456 nucleotides long. NCBI's taxonomy places the organism in Eukaryota, Fungi, Glomeromycota, Glomeromycetes, Glomerales, Glomeraceae. The record is from the annotation of a GenBank genome assembly.
AUGAGCGCUUCGUUACGCAGUAGCAUCAAUCCCCAAAAUCUCUUCCCUCCAACGUUGGACGACCCUAAUGUAAUAUUGCAGAUUCAUUUGGGACAGAGACGUCAAGCGUUCACUCUUCCGCAUGCUUAUAAUAUCUUUAAGAUUAAUUUUGCUAACGAAGCAAACAGGCUGGGGUCGUUUCAUGUGGGUUUACCCACUCGUCUGUUGAUGACCAACAUUAACCAUGCAACCCUCCCACCAACACCAAUCCUUAAUGUAACUCCUCUCCCUCCUACUCGCUCUCUUCCUCACGGACAACCCGUACAACAAAAUCAAAAUCCAGCCGGACGUAAUAACAACAAUAAUAACAACCUCACUUCUACUAAUAACACUCUAGGUGACGAUAUCAACAACGGGUUCGCAUUUAAUGGUGAUAACGGAUUCGACAAGUGCUCCCUGGAUCCUUGGGCCAAUUGA